This is a messenger RNA of Ipomoea nil (Japanese morning glory), 489 nucleotides long. RefSeq lists its product as uncharacterized. The transcript has a single exon. The record is from RefSeq and is a predicted model, not a curated record. Bases 1 to 489 code for a protein of 162 amino acids. Lineage: Eukaryota; Viridiplantae; Streptophyta; Magnoliopsida; Solanales; Convolvulaceae.
AUGACGGGGGGUAGAUUUACAUGGGUAAAAGGCCGUGGAACUGAAGCAUGGGUGGAGGAACGACUGGACAGGGCGUUGGCAAAUUUGGAUUGGUUGGAAAUGCAUGGCGAGGCAGUGUUCAGUUGUAUAUACACCCUCGAGUCGGACCAUCAUGCACUUUUUGUUGAGUUAGAUUUGACACCGGUCCGCAAUGUUGCACGCUCGUUCAAAUUUGAAUCCGUCUGGCUCUUGGAGGAGGGAUGUGCGAUGGUUGUUGAAGAGGCAUGGCUCUUGUCGAUGGGCCAAAAUUUCCAGGACCGGCUCGCUAUUUGCAGUGCACAUCUUGGGCGGUGGGGGGGCGAACACUUCCGGCGCUUUGGCAAUAAGAUGAGAUCACUCCGCCAGGUGUUGGAGUGCUUGAAAGAGGACCGGUCACCUACUGGGGUGGCAGGUUUUGAGGAAGUAGAAAGGGAGUUGCAAAAAUUGAUUCGGGAAGAGGAAAUUUUCUAG